Epithele typhae is the source of this 357-nucleotide messenger RNA. RefSeq lists its product as uncharacterized. The transcript has 5 exons. Lineage: Eukaryota; Fungi; Basidiomycota; Agaricomycetes; Polyporales; Epitheliaceae. The record is from RefSeq and is a predicted model, not a curated record. The coding region runs from base 1 to 357 and encodes 118 amino acids.
AUGCCUGCGAUGCACCCCAACCACAGAGAAGUCCUCGAGGAUAUGAUCCACACACGCCACUCCAAGCUGACGCUUGGACGCAUCGAGGAGGCUCUGCAUUACGGUCUCGGUGCCGAGGUGGUUCGCCGGGACAACACGAUCAUCGUUCGAUUCCGCGCGGGUAGGUGCCGUGUGCUCGCCGCGAACGACAACGUCGAAUCUUUUCAUGCGCCUCACGACGGCAGAGGGAACGUUAGUGCCCACCACUCUCACCUAAUCGGGCGUUGGAUAGUGAAAAGCUUCAAUUUCGAAGCCAAGCGUUUCAAGCACUGGGAGUGGGACCUGAUGUGCCGUCGUCAGUGGCAGGCGCCCGCUUGA